AUGAGCACUCACGAAACAGCAGAGACCCACUAUGUCACCAUCCAGGGUGUCAAAAUCGCGUAUCACCGUGUGGGAAGGGACAGUGGCAUUCCUCUUGUCAUGCCAAUGCAUUUUCGUGGAAACAUGGAUUUCUGGGAUCCAGCACUUAUCAACGCACUCGCGGAAAGUCGACCCAUCAUUCUCCUCGACAAUGCGGGAAUUGGGAAGAGCGAGGGAGAGAUAGCAUUGGAACUUCAAGGAUGGGCAAGCAUUGUUGUAGGAUUGUUGGAUGCUCUCAAAAUUGGGAGGAUUGAUCUCCUCGGUUUCAGUAUGGGCGGAGGAGCAGCUCAACAUGUAGCUCUAUCGGCGCCACUACUGGUCUGUAAACUGAUUUUAGCUGCGAUUCGCACAAGCCUCACUCCCAAUACCGUCAUCGGUCCUAGGGAUAUCUUUCUCAAGCUCGCCAACUGGGAAGAUUUCAAAGCCGCGAUCGCAGUCUCGUUUUUCAAUCCAAGCCCUCAUGGCCAACUGGAAGCGCAAAGAUCCUGGGAUCGAAUCAUGGCUCGCAAAGAGAAUCGGGCACCUCCCGUCAGCGUGGAAAUGGGCAAGCGUCAGAUUGAAGCCUUUUCCAAAUUCAGCAUUUCGCACCCUUUCAACCCGUAUGAACGUAUACGAGAACUCAACAUGCCCGUUCUUGUGGCUAAUGGCGACAAUGACCUUCUCAUUCCGACUGUGAAUAGCAUUGAGCUUGCCCAGAUCUUGCCCAACGCACAGCUUCACAUUUAUCCCAAUUCGGGGCACGGGUUUUUAUACCAAUACGCGGAGGAGUUUGCGAAGCUGAUUGCCAUUUUUCUUGAUAGCGAAGAACGUUCGUGGGAUGAGGGAUUUGGAGCUGGGAAUUCGAAGGCCCAACUGGCGUAG
Molecule: messenger RNA, 900 nt
Organism: Hymenoscyphus albidus
Lineage: Eukaryota; Fungi; Ascomycota; Leotiomycetes; Helotiales; Helotiaceae
Source: the annotation of a GenBank genome assembly